Molecule: messenger RNA, 3427 nt
Organism: Coturnix japonica (Japanese quail)
Lineage: Eukaryota; Metazoa; Chordata; Aves; Galliformes; Phasianidae
Source: RefSeq, a predicted model, not a curated record
AUGGCGGCCCCGCCGUGGGAUCCCCCGCGGAUCCUUUUUGGGGACUGCCUGGUGCUGGAGCGCGCAGGUGAGCAGCCUCAGCCCGUCUGCACCUUCCAGGACGACUUCCAGGAGUUUCGAGAUGCAUCGACGACAAUGAAUGAGGACGAGGAUGAGGAGGGGGAAGAUGAGGAGGGGGGGGGGCCGGGGGCGAGCAGCCGAAGCCCCCCGUCCCCAUCCCCAUCCCCCAACAUGGACGACACCGCGAAGAUCCGGCCCAACACCCUCAACCUGACGGCAACGGGGACACAGGAUUCCCUCAACAACAACGGCGGGUUCCCGCACCGCCCCACGUGGCAGGACGCCGUGCUCAACUCCUCCUCAUCCUCCUCUUUCAUCACCAACGGCCGCUCGUCGCCCCACGGCUGCCUCCAGGACGCACCAUGCUCAGAUCGGGGGAUGGGGCCGAGCCCCGGGGGGGCCACGCAGGCGCCCGCCCCACUGCCACCGCCCCACUUCGACUCUCAUGGCAACGGCCGCACGUCGGCGGCGCCCGCUGAGCCCCCGGCCCAGCGCUCCGGGGAGGACGUGAACAGGAACGUCGUGUGCCCCGCACCGCAGCCCAGCUCCCCUCCGUCCCUGGUGGGGAUCGUGGCCCCCGCCUGCAUUGCCCCGCAGCGCCGCAGCCCCGGGGUGGGCGGCCCGGCUUCUCCUCGUGCCCAACACAACGGCCCUGAACCCCACGAGCAGCCCUCGGCCGGGGGUCCUGCCGGGCGUGGAGAGGGAUUGGGGACCCGCACGGAGCCACUGAGUUCAGAUGGGGAGGGUCCCCUCGGCAGCGCCCACGGCCGCCCCACCGGCUCCUCCGAGACCACGUCGCCGUCCUCCGACCCCGGCAUCGAGGCCGACAUGACCCGCCACACCACCAAGGGGUUCCCUCCUGGAGCCCGGCACCAAGGCCUGAGCUCACCCGGCUCUGACUCAGACGUGGAGGGGGAGAUGGAGGCCUUCGGCGGGCGCCUGCUCAGCAACAUGAUCUCCUCCAUCUCGGAGACAGAGCUGGACCUGAGCAGCGCCAGCAGCAGCGGCCGCUCCUCACACCUCACCAACUCCAUCGAAGAGGCGAGUUCACCCGGCUCCGAGGGGGAGCUGGAGCCGGAGCUGGAGGCACCCGGCGUCAUGGGCAUCAAGGGCGCCCUGCUGCGGGACGCGGGCAGGGAGGAGCAGGAGGCGCCGGAGCGGCGGGGCAGCCCGGCCGAGCUGAAGACAGAAGGUUACUACGACAGCCUGAACCCCACCGACCCCUCAGUGCCCCCCGAGCAGACCGACGUGCCCUCCCCCAGCGCCCUGCACCUGGAGCUCGACCCCGACCACGGCCUGGAGAGCGUGCGACGCUCCUUCUACCUGCCCGUGGGGCCCCCGCUGCUGCCCGCGGCCGAUGACGAUGACAACAGUGAGUACGACUCUGACUCGGAGUCGGAGCCCGACCUGAGCGAGGACUCGGACUCUCCGUGGCUGCUCAGCAACCUGGUGAACAAGAUGAUCUCGGAGGGCUCCUACCCCAUCAAGUGCCCCGACGAAUGCUUCCAGCAGCAGCACUCGCUCUGUGACACCAUAUCCCCGGCGUCCGACCUGGAGCCCGAGCUGAGCGAGGCGUUGGAUGCUGAGCCCCCCGGCCCCGAGGGGCUGCCCCACACCCCGCGCCCCAUCGAGUUGGUGGACAUGGAGACGCUGCGCAGCUCCCUGCAGCGCGCCGAGGACCAGCGGGCGCUGGGGGCUGGAACGGAGCCGCCGCUGGAGCCAAACGCCGACGAGUCGGGGCCGUUCCUCUUCAUGAGCAACCCCACCCACGACACCAUCGCUCCCGUCUUCCCGGGGCGCCCCGUCUCCAUCGAGCGGUUGGGGGGCAACGGGGACACCACCACCAACAUGGCCACCGGCUGCCGUGGUCCCAUCAGCACCAAGGACAGCGCACUGAGCACCAAGGACAGCGCCCUCAGCACCAAGGACAGCGCCCUCAACACCAAGGACAGCUCCUUCAGCACCAAGGACAGCGCCCUCAACACCAAGGACAGCUCCUUCAGCACCAAGGACAGCGCCCUCAACACCAAGGACAGCUCCUUCAGCACCAAGGACAGCGCCCUCAACACCAAGGACAGCUCCUUCAGCACCAAGGACAGCGCCCUCAACACCAAGGACAGCUCCUUCAGCACCAAGGACAGCUCCUUCAGCACCAAGGACAGCUCCUUCAGCACCAAGGACAGCGUCUUCAGCACCGUGGGCAGCGCCGCGGAGCGGAGCCCACCUUCGGGGGUCCCGGAGUCCUUGGAUCUGCUGGACGCCGUCCGGUUAGAGCCGGGGGGACGGGACCCCCCCGCCAUGGACGUCUCCACGGCCAAGACCAACCGCUGCUUCAACGCAACCUAUGGCACAGAAGAGGCCGCGGUUUCCCACCUGCGGCCAGCGCUGUUCCCCGAGGAGCCGCCCCCCAACCUGGAGGCGCGGGACGAAUCGUUGGCCUACGACUCGGUCAAGUACACGCUGGUGGUGGAUGAGAACGUGCAGCUGGAGCUGGUGAGUCUGCGGCGCUGCACCUCGGUGCUGAGCGACGACAGCGACCUGCUGCGGGCCUGCGAGCGCUGCCACGGGGACGACGACGACGCGUUUGGGGACGGGCUGGAGGCCCCCGACGUGCACAGCUCCGCUGAGGACUCGAGUCCUGAGGCCGAUCUGCAGUUCUCCAAGAAGUUCCUCAAUGUCUUUGUCAACAGCACCUCCCGAUCCUCCAGCACAGAGUCCUUCGGGUUGUUCUCCUGCAUGAUCAAUGGUGAGGAGCAGGAACAGACCCACCGUGCUGUCUUCAGGUUCAUCCCGCGCCAUGAGGAUGAGCUGGAGCUGGACGUGGACGACCCCAUCCUGGUGGAGCUGGAGGAGGACGAUUACUGGUACCGCGGCUACAACAUGCGGACAGGAGAGACGGGCAUCUUCCCCGCGUUCUACGCCCACGAAGUCAUUGGCCAGAGCAGGGAUGUCAUCGGCCUGAAGAGGAACCCGUGUUGGGUGGAGCGCUUCAACGUGCAGUUCCUGGGCUCGGUGGAGGUUCCGUACCAUCAGGGCAACGGGAUCCUCUGUGCGGCCAUGCAGAAGAUUGCCACCACCAGGAAGCUGACGGUUCACCUGCGCCCGCCGGCCAGCUGCGACCUGGAGAUCACCCUGCAGGGCAUCAAACUCAUCCUGACGGUCAAUGAGUACAGCCGGGAUGAGGAGUUUGAGCGCUGCAGCCACUUCUUCCAGAUGAAGAACAUCUCCUUCUGCGGGUGCCACCCCCGGAACAGCUGCUACUUCGGGUUCAUCACCAAGCACCCGGUGUUGAGCCGCUUCGCCUGCCACGUCUUCGUCUCCCAGGAAUCCAUGAGACACGUCGCCGAGUGCGUCGGGUAAGUGGGGC